AUGGCGUUACCGAUGGCAGAGUAUAGUGCACCAGACGGUGUCAAUAAGAGUUUUGUGCCAAUACCCGACGACCCGAGGUACUUGACCACAGAGGGCAGAACCACAGGCCCCAGUGACCAUGUACUGAACGCUGGACAAAUUGACAGAGACAAGCCCUCAGAACCCAAGAGGGUACAGGGCGGAACACAAAUGACGUACUUGGGUCAGCUGCGUACGCAGCUGACGGGUCUACAGGACGACAUCAAUGAGUUUUUGACUGAAAGGAUGGAACUAGCCAAGAACAAGAAGAAGAAGGCGGACGCAGACGAAAAGCGGAUACAGGAAGAGAUCAACCAGCUGCUGGACGGUGGCGACACCGAGGAGGAAGCCGAUUAG
Molecule: messenger RNA, 375 nt
Organism: Saccharomyces eubayanus
Lineage: Eukaryota; Fungi; Ascomycota; Saccharomycetes; Saccharomycetales; Saccharomycetaceae
Gene: GON7
Product: chromatin DNA-binding EKC/KEOPS complex subunit GON7
Exons: 1
Coding region: 1-375 (124 amino acids)
Source: RefSeq, a predicted model, not a curated record